AUUAGUUUCCCAGUCACCGAGAAGGCCUAAACAUGACGAUAUCGAAACUGACAUUGCGCGGCUCUACCCGCCUGAAGGAGAAUGAAAAGCGACGUAUUGUGGACGAGACCUCGCGCAAACGUCGGCAUAGAAAAAUGAUCGAAAGUCUCGACGCCGAUAAUUAUCAUGAAGAUCCGCACGCCGACCUGGUUAUGAGCAAGAAGAUACCGAAGUUUGAAGACAACUUGGAGACGCGCACGCGCAGUAAGAAGAAGGAGAAAAGUCCCGAGUAUUACCAGAUGAAGUUUCGUAAGCAUAUCUUGCAGUUGCUCGAGGAGGAUCGUGUCGAGGCGGAAAGUACGGGUAGGUUUUCGUAUAUGGAUAUGGCGAGUGAGGACACUAAUAUGCCCUACAGACAUUUUUGUGCUGUGUGUGGCUUUUUCAGUCAGUAUGUUUGUUUGACGUGCGGUAUGAGGUAUUGUACGAUUAAGUGUAUGGACACUCAUAUGGAUACUCGGUGUCUUAAGUGGGCAGGUUAGUUUUUUUGUACAUAAAGCUUUACUUGCAAAUAAACUUCUAUUUUGUGUGAUUAUUUGUAAAGAAUUACACAAUUUCUUACCUGA
Molecule: messenger RNA, 602 nt
Organism: Photinus pyralis (common eastern firefly)
Lineage: Eukaryota; Metazoa; Arthropoda; Insecta; Coleoptera; Lampyridae
Product: zinc finger HIT domain-containing protein 1
Exons: 1
Coding region: 33-518 (161 amino acids)
Biological process (GO): chromatin remodeling
Cellular component (GO): Swr1 complex
Molecular function (GO): nucleosome binding
Source: RefSeq, a predicted model, not a curated record